Messenger RNA from Closterium sp. Naga37s-1, 5496 nucleotides. The record is from the annotation of a GenBank genome assembly. Lineage: Eukaryota; Viridiplantae; Streptophyta; Zygnematophyceae; Desmidiales; Closteriaceae.
AUGAUGCUAGGAUAUGAUUCCCCUUGCACCACCAGUGCUCCCUUCAGCUCAUCCCUCCCUCCUGCCCUUGCUUCCCCUUUUACCCGCUCCUUCCCUUUUGUCUUACCAGGAGCAUCGAAAGAGACGACGAGAUGGUUCGAUCAGGAGGCUUUGUCCUCGUCCCUGGCUGCCUCUGCAGGUUCCGAGACGUCUCAACCCUUCCCCCCGUCCCCCCCUCCCCCUUUCCCCCAUGCCAGGAGCAUCGAAAGAGACGACGAGAUGAUGCUAGCCAAUGUCUCGAUGGUGGACGUCAAAGCACAGACACUUCAGGCGCCUAAGAAACAUUCUGGUGUUCCUCUUCUCUCUGUUGCCUUGCUCUUUAUGGCCAACGAAACGCAGCAGCAGGAGCUCGCACCCAUGCUGCUUCCGGCACCGCUUUUUGAGGCGGAUGGAAAUCUCCCACGUUCUCCUGUUCUCAUGUUCUCCUGUUCCCACAUUCUACCCCUCAUCCCAUCUCAGGGCCAACGAAACGCAGCAGCCAGAGCUCGCAACCAUGCUGCCGCCGGCACUCCCCACACUCCUCCUCCCCAUCCGCAUUCCAGCAACCCUACCGCCCCUAACCAUCAUCCCCACGUCUUUACCCAUCAUGCCUUCCACAAUCCUAUCGGCACCCCCAACAUUCCUCCUCCCCAUCCGCAUCCCAGCAACCCCACUAACAGUAGCCACCAUCCCCACGUGUACACCCACAAUGCCACCGCCAACCAUGCCUUUCGCGAUCAGCAUGGAGCUGCCAAUCCGCAUGCCAAUCCGCAUGGCCUUGCCCUUGACCAUUCUCCUGUGCCGCGCAGUCUUGCCAAUCCGCACGGCAACCACAACAACCCAAGUGACCCUGUAUCACCUAGGGCGUAUCCGCAUGUGAAUGGCGAUCCAAGCAGACCCGGGGAUCCCCAGGCGCAUGUGCCACAUGAUGAAGCACAUGACGCACAUCAGUCACAUGAUGAUGAUGCCGCCGCUGCUUAUAGGAGUACGAAACUCAGCUAUGCAUACAGACGCAUGGUCAACGGUGUGGAGCAGGAUGGUAGGGACGGCACAGGUGCCGGGAGGUUCGGCAUCAGGUCCGGUAACAGGUCCGGUAAUAGGUCUGGCACUAGGUCCGGUAUGAGGUCCGGCGUUAGGCCUGUUGACGGGCCUGUAGCAUGGGAAGCAGGCAGUGGUGCUGCUGAUGGUGAGUGUGGUGGUAUUGGUGGUUAUGAGCGGGAUGGUAUGGCUGGUGCUGCUGCACAUGCGUUUGGGGAGGAUGAUGAUGCAUGUGCAGCAGAGGAGGAUGCAUAUGGGGAGGAUGAUGCAUGUGGGGCAGGGGAUGAGGAGGAUGCAUGUGGGGAGGAUGAGGAUGCAUGUGGGGAGGAAGGGGAUGCAUGUGGGGAGGAUGAGGAUGCAUUUGCGAAUGACGACGAUCCAUGCCAAGCCAUGGAUGCACCACCAUCAACCAUCCGCCCUCGCUGCUCCUCGCUCCCACCUCCCUCUGCCCAACCUGCCUCUGUAUCUGUCUUCACUACUGUCCAUGCUAUAGCUGGUGCUACAGCCCUUGCUACAGCCGGUGGUGCCAGGACCCGUCGCGUUUCGUCUGCUGCGACAGCUGCUGGUGCCAGACAUAACACCGAGCAGGGAUCAGCCAGGGAUGGACAGGAGGACUCUUUGCAUCAUCAUCAUCAGCAGCAGCAGCAGCAGCAGCAGCAACAGCAUACUGGUGCUGAAGGUAACACCCCUGAAACUGCAUUCAGUGAACACAACCCAAGCAAACCUGCCCCCACUGGGGAAGCAAGGAGCGGCCAGGAAGGCUUGUUGCAGCAGCAGCAGCGGCAGCAGCAGCAGGAGCAGCAUACCGGGGGGGCUGAAGGCACCACCCCUGAAACUGCCUUCAGUGAACACGCCCCAAGCAGACCUGCUCCCACUGGCGAAGCAAGGAACAGUCACGACGACCAGUCACUCCCUCUUGCUUCACCUCCCGAUGAAUCCAGCAAUGGGUUCAGUGAAAACCCGACUGCUUUCAGUGGGAGCAACGCCAACAGGCAAGAUCCCCCUGCCAGCAGACGAGAGUCACGAGACCACUGGGCUGCUGAAAACACUCAGACCCAAAACCCUACUGCUGUCAGCGGAAACCCCACUGCUUUCAGUGGGAGCAACGCCAACAGGCAAGAUCCCCCUGCCAGCAGACGAGAUUCACAAGACCACUGGGCUGCUGACAACACUCAGACCCAAAACCCUGUUGCUGCCAGUGCAGAAGUUGCUUCUACCAGACGUCCUGUCUCGCACGUGCUCCCAGGAAAUACCCUUCUUCCAGGGAAAGCACUCACCACAGACACCAGUGAGCCCUCUCCACUUCCCCCAUCUGCCUCCCCUGCAAAGGCUGUUCCCUCGCCUUACCCCCUGGCUGGAAAUGCUUUUGCCUCGCCCCUGGGGAUGCCUAACUCUCUUGGAAAUGCAUUUGCCCGUGCUGUUUCUCCUGGGGUCGCGUUUCCCCGGCGUGCCCUUCAUAAGGCAACGAUUAGACUUGUUGGGAUGAAGAGAGAGCGGGAGGAGGAGGGGGAUGAAGUGGGUGUGGCUGUGGGGCCGCUGGUGGGUGGAGGGGGGAGGGUGGCGGAGGUAACUGUAACUGUGUCCGCUGUGCCUAUGAGGAAGUACAUGAGGAAUGGGAGCGGGAGGGAGGGGGGCGGGGAGUGGGGUGGGGAAUGUGAGAGGGAGGAUAGAGGGGAGGAGGAAAGGGAAGAGGGUAUGGAGGAGGGGAGUGAGAAUGGGGAUGAGGAGGGGAGGGAGGAGGGGAGGGAAGAAGGGAGGGAGGAGGGGAGAAGGGAGGAGGAAGGCAGCAAUGAUCAUGAGCUUGGACCAGCAGCAUGGAAACGAGGAGCAGAAGGGGAGGGAGGAGCAGAAGGGGAGGGAGGAGCAGAAGGGGAGGGAGGAGCAAGAGGCAGGGAAGGAGCAGGAGGCGGGUGGGAAGCAGCUGGGGCAGCAGUGUCAGCGGCAGCAGCAGUGUCAACGGCAGCAGCAGCAGCGAGGGUGCCAGCAGCAGCACUAGGAGCAGCACGUGCUGACUUACCUUCUGUCCUUUCCCGGGGGGAUGCUGAUUCAGUAGCAGCUGCCAGUGCGGGUGGGGGUGGGAGGGAUGGGAACUUUACUAGUGAUAGGCUACUGGCAGGUGGUGGGACUGGAGGGGAGGUGAUAGUGAUGACCUCUGGGGAGGUGGGGGCGGAGGGGAGGUUCAUGUGUCUUGCACCUGGGUGUGAGAAGACGUACAAGAACAGAGACAACAUGAACAAACACUUUGCCAAGGUGCACAGCAAGACGGCGCGCCUAUACGAGUGUAACCUGCUGCGAGUGGACGGGUCGUCGUGUGACUUCAAGACGCACGAUGCAGGGAAGAUGAGCAACCACAAGAAGUACAGCCUGGCGCACAACCGCAGAGAGGACUUCAAGCACCCCUGCGAGUCGUGCGGCACUCGCUUCCCUCGAAGGCACGAGCUUGAUAGGCACAGGCCAGCGUGCAAGGGUCCUUCAGCUGCCACUCCCAACCCAACCACAAGCAGCACACACCUAGGGCACGAGCUUGAUAGGCACAAGCCAGCGUGCAAGGGCCCUACCGCUGCCACUCCCAACCAGCAGCAGCAGCAGCAGCAGCAGCAGCAGCAGCAGCAGCAGCAGCAGCAGCAGCAGCAGCAGCAGCAGCAGCAGCAGCAGCAGCAGCAGCAGCAGCAGCAGCAGCAGCAGCAGCAGCAGCAGCAGCAGCAGCAGCAGCAGCAGCAGCAGCAGCAGCAGCAGCAGCAGCAGCAGCAGCAGCAGCAGCAGCAGCAGCAGCAGCAGCAGCAGCAGCAGCAGCAGCAGGUGGAAGAAAGAGGAGGAGGAAGAGGGGAGGCGGGAGGGAGGAUGGACAGAGGUGGCAGGGGGGGAGCUUCGGUUUGGGGUUCGGGAACAGGCGUGGGAACAGGAACGAUGGGGGAAGGCAUGAUGGGGGGAGGAACGAUGGGGGGAACGAUGGGGGGAAACUCAAUGGGGGGAGGCGCAGGGGAGUGGGGUAUGAUGGGGACUGGUGGUGCUGCUGAGUCAAUGAUGAUGAUGAUGAUGAAUGGGGGGGAAGCGGGAGGGGAUGGAGGGAUGGGAGGUGGAGGGAUGGGAGGUGGAGGGAUGGGAGGUGGAGGGAUGGGAGGUGGAGGGAUGGGAGGAGGGACGGGAGGAGGAGGGAUGGGAGGUGGAGGAGGAGGGAUGGGAGGCAUGGCGAGCAUGGGUGGCAUGGGGAGUGGCAUGGGUGAUAUUAAUGCCAUGAAUGGUGGGAACAUAGGUGGUGCCUACAGCAGCACCAUGCCUGAUUACAUGCCGAGCAUGCCGCAACCCAUGCAUUCACCCAUGCAUGCACCCAUGCGUGCAUCCAUGCGUGCUCCCAUGCCCCGUCAUGUGAGCCCCCAUGUGAGCCCUCACAUGGGCCCCUCACACAUGGCAGGUUCUCUCAUGCACGAUGCCAUUCCACCCAUGGAAGGUUUGCCUGCAUUCGAGGGCCAUCCGGGCAUGGAGGAAAACCACCCUAGGAUGGGGGGGGCAUUAGGUCAUCAGGGCAUGGAGGGAAACCACCCUAGGAUGGGGGGGGCAUUAGGCCAUCAGGGCAUGGAGGGGAAUUCCCAUAGGAUGGGGGGUCGGCAGCAUGGGAUCAUGGGAGCAGGGACCGGGGGGAUGGAAGGGACAGGGAUGGGGCAAGGGGUGGGGGAAGGGGUGGGGGAAGGGGGGUAUGCGUUGGGGGAUCAGAUGGGGGGAGGUAUGGGUGGGGGAACGAGGGGUGCGGGCAUGGGUGAAGGCAUGAGGGGGGAUAUGAGGGGUGUUGGCGUGCCCAGAAGAAUGGGGGGUCCCAAGCCUAUAGGCCCAGCAGCAGGAGCAACAGCAGGAGCAGGAGGUGUAGCAGAGAUGGCAGCAGCAGUAACAACAGCACCAAUAGCAGGCCGCCACGUGUCCGGCUCGCAAUCCUCCUUCCGUCCGACCGCACGGCAUGCUUCGUCCGUUCUGCCACCCACCUCCUCCACUCCUCCAUCCAUCCCUCUAUCCUCUACUGUCCCCCCUCCUCCCCCUCCUCCUCCUCCUCCUCCCACCACAUCCCUGGGUUUCUCGGAACAUUCCUCCCGGCUGCAACUCUCCCUCACCUCAAACCCCUCACCCGGACCUUUGUCGGGCUCUGCGUGUGCUCCCAUGCGCGGGGUUCGCUCGGGGCUUGGUGGGGGAGUUGGGGGAGGGUUUGGGGAUAUUGGUGGGGGAGGCGGCGGAGGCGGAGGGUCUUUUGCUGGUGAUGCCUGUGCGCCUACUCUGCUUCCCCUCAACAUCCUAUCCACUCUGCCCUCCGUCGCUCCCCCCGUCCCCCUUCCUUCCCCCGCCCUUCCCCCCACCCGCACCGCUCCCCACUCCCCCACGCUCACCUCAUCCCCCCCUUCCGCCCCGCUUGUUUCCGCUUCCUGCUCGGUCAAAUCUCCGACCGAAACCCAUUGA